Messenger RNA from Papilio machaon (common yellow swallowtail), 559 nucleotides. RefSeq names its product COA8 family protein CG14806, mitochondrial (gene Coa8). The coding region runs from base 71 to 559 and encodes 162 amino acids. The transcript has 2 exons. Lineage: Eukaryota; Metazoa; Arthropoda; Insecta; Lepidoptera; Papilionidae. Gene Ontology annotation, biological process: intrinsic apoptotic signaling pathway. The record is from RefSeq and is a predicted model, not a curated record. Gene Ontology annotation, cellular component: mitochondrion.
UUCUUCAAAUGUCAAUUUUCAUUUCAUCGGUCAGAAGAAGUAAAUAUUACAAUAAAUCUUAUAAAAUUAAAUGUUUUCAUCGUCCAAGCUUACAUUAAGAGCUCCUUAUGCAUCAACUGUAUGCAGAUGGACAAGCUCAGCACUGGACACAAAAGCGGUUCAGCCGCCAAAUGCAAAGAAAAUAACUAGUGACAUGGUAGGACCACCUGAUCCUGUUUCCAACUUGAGAAGGAUUGUUUUUAAACAACCAAACGAUGAAACUAAAUUAGAAAAGAAAUAUAGAGAACUCCGCAUGGACGUUCAGGAAUGGAAUCAAAAGUUUUGGACACAACACAAUUCAAGUUUCUUUCAGGAACGAGAGGAAUAUUUGAAGCAGAAUUUGCCAGAAGGAAAGCAAACUCUAACCGCAGAUGAAAUGAGUGUUUUCUACAAAUCUUUUCUUGAUAAGAAUUGGAAGGCUCAUUUAACAUACAACUUGCAAUGGUACAAAAAGAAUAUCACUCUCCUUAAAUUAGCUAUUCAAGUUAGAAUUAGAAGACUGCUUAAAUUAAAAGAUUAG